Molecule: messenger RNA, 3182 nt
Organism: Hirundo rustica (Barn swallow)
Lineage: Eukaryota; Metazoa; Chordata; Aves; Passeriformes; Hirundinidae
Gene: CEP112
Product: centrosomal protein 112
Exons: 27
Coding region: 81-2885 (934 amino acids)
Source: RefSeq, a predicted model, not a curated record
AACGUUCGGCCGCCGCCGCCGCCCUGCCCCGCCGCGGCCGCGACCCGCAGCCCCCCGAGGUUACUUCGUGUGCUUUCAAAAUGAGCACUGAAGACGAAAUAAAGGAAAAAUUGGAUGCGGAAUUAGAUCGCUGUGUUGUGGCUAUGAAGCCCUAUGUCCUUAACCUGCAGAAUAGUUCAGAAAGAAAAAGAUGCUCACUAUGGAUUAAAAAACUCUGCAAACCUUCAGGAGCAGGCAUAGGAAUAGUGGGAAGGGAGAAUCGAAACUUGUAUGCAAAACUGUUGCUCCACAUGCUGCAGAGAGGAGUUCUGGAUGGUCCCUUCAGCCAAAAACCAGAGGAAGGAAUGCUGAGAACUUUGCCUGCCUACAUGUCAGUUUAUUUUGAUGAGCCAAGUUCACCAAGAGUUCAGAACAGCAGCCCUGACUCCUUACCUGAGUGGGUGGUGGGAGAGCUGGGAAACCAUGACAGUAACGUAUCCUCUGUGGAGGACUUACCUUCAACAACAGCUCCUGCACAUGGGGAAAGAUUCAAUGAGAAGCCAUCAGUAAUAUCCUGUUAUCACCGGACAGAUGAAGAUGACCUAGGCACGUCACUGUCUGAUGAUCAACACAAAAGAAACUUUGCAUUGGAUGAUGAUGACCUUGAAGCACGACUCAAUAGUUGGAAUCUUGGGUUAGAAAACCCCAGAUAUCUGCGAGAAAAACAGGUGCCAAUGACUCUGAUGACACCUAAAAUUGGCCUUGGGCAGAGCAGCCCCUCUCGGCACCACCGUGUGCAGUUCCAAGCACCGGAGAAAGAGCUGGAAAUAAAAAUGAAAAUGGCAGAAGGUAAAUUUCAUGAAGAAAAACUGCAAUUACAACAGAAGCACGAUGCUGAUGUUCAAAAGAUUUUGGAUAGAAAGAAUGAUGAAAUAGACGUGCUGAAGUCCACCUACCUAAAGAAACAGAAAGAAUCUGAGGAUAUGAUAAGAAAACUGGAGAAAAAAGUUCAGACCCUUGUUCGUGAGUCCCAAGUUGUGAGAGAAGCCAAAGAGCAGCAGAUUGAGGAGCUGAAGAAGAUGUGUGAGCAAAGCAAUGAUUCCUUGAACAAUGAGUGGGAGAAAAGGCUCCACGAUGCCGUGGCUGAGAUGGAGAAGGAGAAGUUCAACAUCCAGAAGAAGCACACGGAAGAUAUGCAGGACCUGCUGCAGGAAACCAAUACCCGGCUGGCCAAGAUGGAGGAGGAGUAUUUGCAGCAGACACGCUCAACUAACGAGACAGUCCAAAAGCUGGGGGCCCGUGUGCAGCAGUUGACUGUUGAGGCUGAAAAUAGUAAUUUACAACGUCAGAAAUUAUCUCAGGAGAAGACUGAGGCAGAACAGCGUUACCAGGAGGUCUGCUCCCAACUUCAGGAGCUGAAAGUAAGGUACAACUUACUUCAGAAAGACAAGGACCAGAUUAUGCAUGAAUACCAGCAGAACCUUCAGCAGCUACAAAGUAAAUUUGAUGUUGAUAGAGAUUUUCUGAAGCAGGAACAAGCUCAGCAGACAUCUGGUGUGAUUGCAGAAUUACGGCAUGAAAUGGCUCUGUUGAAACAACAGUUGCAAGACUCCGAACAUCAAAGGCAGAAACAGCUGAGGGAUCAAGAAUACAAGGUUCAGCAGGACAAGCUUCACUGGCAGCAUGUGUAUGAGAAACAGAUUCAUGGCAUUCGGAAUGAUCUGGAUAAAGAAAGAGGCGUUGCUCAAAAGAAAAUUCGCCACCUGGAACAGGCUCUGAAGGAGAAGGAGGAGCAGCUGAGGCGGGUGACGGAGGUACAGAGGCUGCAGGCCCAGCAGGCAGGCGCUGCCCUGGAGGAGUUUAAGCGGCAGGUGGAGCUGAACUCAGAGAAAGACUCUGCUGAAAUGAAACAGCGGAUAGCAGAGGUUGAAGCAGAUCUAAGGAAAUCAAAAUUGCUUCGGGAAAAGCAAGCCCAAGAAUUCUCCUGGCAGUUGGAUGAGAUCAAGAAGAGAUAUGAAGAACAGAUAGUGGAGCUGAAGCUGGAGCAUGAACAGGAGAAGACGCACCUAUUCCAGCAGCACAACGCAGCGCAGAACUGCCUGGUCCGAGACCAUCAACGGGAGAUCGAGAAACUGGAGAAGCAGCUUCACGCUGCCAUGGCAGAGCACGAGAGCCAAACUCAGGAGAGCAGGCAACGAGACGGCCAGGUGAUCUGUAGUUUGGAGCACCAAAUCCGCAAGCUGAGGGAAGAGCUGAUCCAGGCGAACGCUCUGCAAAACCAUCAGCUGCUGGAGCUGAGCCUCCAGCGGGACGAGGAGAAGCUGAAGGCAGCUCGGGACAAGGAGGCAGCACUGAGCAGCAUGAAGAUGGAGAUGGAAAAAGUGAUCUCGGACCUGAAGAAGAAGCACACGGCAGAGACAGAGGCGGCCUUGGUCAAGGCCAACAGCCGGCUGAAGCAGAUGAAGGAGGAGUUCAGCCAGAAACUGGCCAAGUCCUCGCAGGAGAUAGCUGACCUGAAGACAACCAUUUCCUUCCUGACAGAGGAGAAAAGCCAGCAUCAGCUUGUGAUGGAGCAGCGGCUCCGGGAAGUUGCACUGAAGUUGGAAGAUGAGAAGCAGCAGCUGAUGACAGAUCAUGACAGAGCAAUCAAGGCCUUGCAGGACGAGGUGGAGAAUUACCGCGGGCAGGUUUAUGAUGCUCACAGGAGGCUCCAGCGCAACGAGCUGAAGUCCCAGGAGCAGUUGAUUACUAUACGGGAAGAAUAUGAAAAAAUACUCAAAGGGCUGAUGCCAGCAUCUUCCAAAAAGGAACUUGAAGACACCAUUUCAUCUUUGAAAUCUCAGGUAAGUUUUCUGCAGAAAAGAGUCCUCCAGGAAGACCUGAACGCCUACCACGCCAAAAAGUAACUGAUGGAUCGGUGGGAUCUCUGUGAUUGCCAAAUGGACUGCUUUGAAUAGGUUUGAAGAUUUGGCUCUUGUAAAUUAUAAUGCAAAGAUUAGUGGUUCUUUUGUUAGCACAAAAAAAAUGAACUUCAUGAAAACAUAUUCAUAGCUCAUGCCAGUAUGGAUUUUGUUGUAUCUUCCUUCCAUUAUUUUUUUAUCAUUAUUUUAUUACAGAUUUAUGCUUUUGAUACACAGUUUGACGCCAUGCUGAGCUCGCUUACCGAGCAAGUAGACUUUGCUCUACUAAUAUUUUUUACUCCU